AGAAGCAAUGUGGAGAACGAGAAGAAGAAGAACAACAACAAGUACCCCACUCUACCUCACGAGUUGAUCAUCGAAAUCCUGCUUCGGCUACCGGUGAGAUCUGUACUGCGCUUUAGAAGGGUUUGCAAGUCAUGGUCCUCUCUCAUUUCCGAUCCCCAUUUCGCGAAAUCCCAUUUUGACUUCAAUGCUGCACCCACUCAUCGUCUUCUUCUUCGAUUUCUCAUUGACGAACAAGUUGAAUCGUUUGAUCUAGAUUCAUCAGUUGAUGAUCGUUCUGCUGUCAAAAUCCUCAAUAUCCCGCCACCAUCCAUGUGGUGUGAUCAUGACCCUGUACAUUUCCUGGGUUCUUGCAGGGGUUUUAUGCUUUUAGCUUAUCAACAUGCAGGUGAUGUCAUAGUGUGGAAUCCAGCAACCAAUUUCCAUCAACAAAUUCCUGGUUUAGAUAGUGAGUUCUUGUUUAAGAAUAAUCUAUGUGGGUUUGGGUAUGACAGUUCCACCGAUGACUAUGUUGUAGUUGUUAUAACAAUGUAUCUUCCUAAAACUGAAAUUCAUGUUUUUUCUUUGAAAACCAAAACAUGGUGUGACAUUAAGUAUGUUAAUGUUCGAUAUAUGGAUUUUGCAUUUUUAAGAGCCAGACCCGGGGUGCUCUUGAAUGACUCUCUUCAUUGGCAGGUCACUUGUAUAGAACCAAAGCUUGAUGUAGUUAUUGCCUAUGAUCUGGUAGAAAAGAGUUUAUCGGACAUUCCUUUGUCAUCUGAAUUAGCAGCGGAAUUGACAGAGAAAGUGUGUUAUUUGAGGGUACUGGGAGAAUGUCUCAGUCUUUGUUACACAGGUGCAAGUGGUGAGACGGCUGAGAUAUGGGUCAUGAAAGAAUAUAAAGUGCAAUCUUCUUGGACCAAGGCUUUUGUUACGACUGUUUGUGACAUUCCUCGCAGGCGCUUUUAUCCAAUAUGUUUCAUUGAAGGUGGUGGAGUUGUUGGAUCAAAUGGACAUGGAAGAUUGUUGAAAUUUAAUGCCAAGGGAAAACUGCUUGAUCAUCUCAAAUACGGUGGGGAGCGCAGACAUCCUCAAAAGUAUUUUGAAAUGUAUAGUGAGAGUCUUCUGUAUUUCCCUGGUGAGCAACGACUCCUUUGUGUAACUGAAGAUGAGGAAAGUGAAGAUGAAGAAGAGGAAGAAACUGAAGAUGAGUAUUCAAUAUCUGAUGAAGAGUAUUCAACUGAAGAUGAGGAUUCAACUGAAGACCAGGAAACAACUGAAGAUGAGGAUGCAACUGAAGACGAGGAAACAACUGACGAUGAGGAAGAGAACUGAAGUAACAUACAGUAACUGUCCAAGAAACAAGAAAAAUUAGCAUGCAAUAUACUCCAACAAUGGUUACCUUUUUGUUCUGAAAUAACCUCAUUUUAAUGCUGAAAUAGUGUAGUUUUAUCAGUGAUUUCACAUGUUUUAGCAGUGAUUUCAGCAAGUCUGGGUUUAGAGCUAACAUUUAAAUGUAAUUAUGUGUCCUAUUAGGAUUUAUGAAAUCUUAGUUGGAGUUAGUACAUGUUAUGUUGUAGAAUCUGUUUUUCCUCUUAAUGUUGUUAUUGCAUUAGCAUUUUGUUUCUUACCCACUUUUACAUGGU
Messenger RNA from Lotus japonicus, 1622 nucleotides. RefSeq names its product F-box/kelch-repeat protein At3g23880-like. NCBI's taxonomy places the organism in Eukaryota, Viridiplantae, Streptophyta, Magnoliopsida, Fabales, Fabaceae. The record is from RefSeq and is a predicted model, not a curated record. The transcript has a single exon. The annotation marks the transcript as partial. Gene Ontology annotation, molecular function: protein binding.